Ciona intestinalis (vase tunicate) is the source of this 2322-nucleotide messenger RNA. The record is from RefSeq and is a predicted model, not a curated record. Lineage: Eukaryota; Metazoa; Chordata; Ascidiacea; Phlebobranchia; Cionidae.
ACACUUAUGGUGCAUCAUAAUUGGAAAUAAUUGAAUAUUUUUGUAAAUGUAUAUAGUUAUGUAACAUAAAUAACCAAAACAUUGCCCAAAAAUAAGUAAAUAUGACGGUUUACCCUUGUGAAGUUCAACGAUGGUUAAGCGGGGAAACAUGUGGGAAACAAGAUUGCGACCUUGUCCUUACUUGCUUGUAACAGCACGCUGGUCCGAGGGAUUACGGGUCAAAUAAGUUUUAAUCGGAACUCACACAAUAGCCCGAGGUUAUUUUAUGGCGUUAUUGAAACGCAUUACGUUCACACUAUUGCGAGACAGUUACCCAGCUUGCCACACCAAAGGCGCAAAUAUUUCAAAGGCAAAAUGGACGUCACUGCGACAAAGGUUGGCAUCAUUUUUGGUCUUCUUGCGACCACUUUAACCGCGGCACUUUUGCCGUACUUUUGUUUUCGAUAUUCCGCGAGAAAGGCAAGGUCGGGCCGAACGAAAAGUAAGGGAAUUUGCGGGUCCGCAUUAUGCUGUAGCAAAGCUACCGAAAAUUUGGAAAGCGCUUCGAGCAAUGGUGUCGUUCGAUCCAACAGCAACCACCAAAUCAGACAGAGAAACAAAUUGUUAAUGAGUGUCUUGAAUUGUUUUUCUGGAGGGAUCUUUCUUGCAACCAGCUUUCUCGGCCUCUUGCCCGAAAUCCGUGAGAGUUUUGAGACCUUCUCUGUUACGUGGCCAACAAGAUCAACAAGUCCAGCAAACAACGGAACAAGUUUAAGUGCAGAAGAAGCAACGCAAAUGCCAAUCGCGGAAAUCGUUAUUACGUGCGGUCUCUUUCUUAUUCUUAUCAUCGAGCAAAGUGCGCACGCGUGGCAUCACACCCGCGUAAAGAAGAAACAGAACCGCGGUUCGUUUGGAAGUGAAACGGUGAAGUUUAAAGUCUCCGCCGAUCAAGCUACAAUGGACGUCGCGGAGGAAGAGCAAGAGCAUGAACAUAAACAUGGGGAAGAGCAUGAUCAUUCCGGGAUUCGAUCCUUGCUUCUUGUUGCUACACUCUCAAUACACUCUUUUCUAGAGGGCAUCGCAAUGGGCCUGCAGGACACAGUCGGCAGUUUACUCGCCAUUUUUUUUGCGGUUCUUUUCCACAAGUCUCUGAUGGCACUGAGCAUGGGCACGAAUCUCGUUCAAGGCGGUCAACCAUUCAAGCGUAUACUCGCCGCCGGCUUGGUGUUUGCUUUCAUGUCUCCGGGAGGCAUUUCGGUCGGGUUGAUAAUCAAGGUGGCAGGGGGUAACGGCAGUGGGACGCUCUUGGUCAACGCAAUAUUGCAAGCAAUUGCCACUGGGACUUUUCUGUACAUCACGUUCUUUGAGGUACUCGUACGAGAGUUUGAGGGACACGGAAACCGCUUUUGGAAAGUGGUUGCACUGUUGUUGGGCUACGGGGCGAUCUUGGGUGCAUUUUUUGCACAGCACGCUUGAUUGGGGUAACUUUCCCUGCGGAAGCGAAAAUCAACAACCACGACUCGAUUUAUUCUGUGGUAGAUUCCGACAGUUCUAAGCAAAAAAUCUUAACUGAAUGAUACCCGAUCCACGCCCCAUUUUUAUACAUGUAUGUUGGUACCCCCACGCGGUAGCUUAAUAUUAUUUGGCUGAAACACAACGCUCACAAAGUCGAUUUUAUUUCGGGUGUAUGUACUUUUUUAGAACAAGGUUUUUCUGUAUUUUCCUUUUUUGCAUUUAAAAUUAUUUCGUGCUUAUACGAAUCAUUUGUGCAUGCACGAAAAAGUCCUUACGCAGUGAACAGUGGUUUUCCAAAUAUUUAUGCACCAAUUUUUGCGCCCGCUACGACUUUCGUUCCGUCUGCACAUCAAUAUGCUAAAGGUAAAAAGUGCACACGGCACGGAAUGUAGCGACAGAGCCCUCAUUGACACGGUUCAUUAUGACGCAAUAAGCGCCAAUUUUCUCCAAGUUUUGUUGUCAGCAAACACUGCUAAAUAUACGCAAUAAUUUACCAUAGUUGAAAUGAAAUUCAACUGAUUUGAUUCAUUGGUUUUUGGUUUCGUUCAUCAGAUGCUUAAUUUCCCGCUUUGUCCAAUUUUUUACUUCGUUUCAACUCUCGUUAAUUAUUCAUUAAUACAAAAUCUGAAAGAGAAUUACUGAUAAUGAAACCCAAGGUUAUGUUAACACGAACAAACAAGCCAAAAAAACCUUAAGCCACAACCUUCCGCUGCCGUUCUGCUAGCUCAGUAAAAACCAUAUUUUUUUAGACUGAUUGACGCAUUUUGCAAAGAGUAGCAUGUUUGUUUUACAUGCAAAAUCAAAUAAAUGUUUUAAAAUCAAUGUCAA